CUCAGUCCUCCUGCCUCAGCCUCCUGAGUAGCCAGGAUUCCAGGCCUAUAUCAGUACACCUGGUUGCUUUUCUAGAUUUUUUCCCUAUAAGUCUUUCCUGAUUGCACCAGACCAAGUUAGAUUCCCUGUCUAAUAUUCUCAGCAUUCUCGUGUUUCCCUUCAUAGCAUUUAUCUGAAAUGUAGUGAAAUAACUGGGUUCAUAGCUCCUUUACUCUCUUGCCUGCCUGAAAGCAGGGACCAUGUUUAUCAUGGUCUCUGCAACAUUCCCAGAGCCAAGCAUAGGGCCUGGCACAUACACGCUGGCCAGAUGCUAUUUCUCUCUUCCACUUGAAUAAUAACUUAUUGUGUCCCUGUCAUGCACCACACUCUCCCCUGUGCACUUUAUUAGCAAGAUAGGGGAGGCCCCUUUUCCAUUGAGAGAACUGAAGCUCAGAAGGGGAGGUGAUCACCGCCCCGAUUCCCGCUUCCCAUUCAUCGGAGUCUGCUGACUGUGACCCAGCCCGGCCUGGUGAGUGCUUCCUUCUUGCUCUGUUUACACAAGAAGUCUUUGAAGAGGGCGUUUACGUUGGCGGCUGGCUCUUCCCGAUCCUGCUCCCUGGCGCCUUCACCCCCUGUCCGGCCCUUUGAGCAUCCACUCCCCACGAGGGUGUGCCCCUCCUUCUCCAUCCCUUCCUCCGGAGGUUUGGCCCGGACAAGUCUUCUGAGUGAGCCCUGGUUAAACCAUACCCUGGCCAGCCGCGGCCCAAAGUGGUGAGAAGCCCCUGGUAUUGGAGACAGUCUGGGCCAAACUCCGAACUGCAAGUUUAAGACUUGGUUGCAUCAGGAGCUUGGGAGGCUUCUUCCUUCCCUGUUAUCUCUGGUGCCCCCUGCUGGGCAAAAAAAAUGAACGCAGGAAACAGAUGCUUCCUGUCUCUGGCUGGCUCCAGCUGUAGAUCUCAAAUAGGACAUCUGAGGCUUGAGAUGAAUUCGCGUCAAAACCAGAACCUGGAGAGAUGAGGAAGAGUGACGACUUAUAAAGCCGCAGCUGUGGAACCUUGAGGAACAUUGGUAAAGGGCAAUCUUUCUGCUCUGCACCUCAGGAAAGCCUAUAGAAGAUCCUCACUCGGAUUAGGCAGAGCAGGAGGAGAAGGUCUGGAGACUUUGCCCACACCCUCUGUGCCAACAUGGCCUCCAUCCUGCCUCCUCAGGUCCAUCUAAGCUGUCAGCUCAGCUCUUCUGCCAGCCCCCGAGCCUCUUCCCAAUUCAGUGAUGAGGCAAGUGUGAAAAAUGGAGCGUAAUAGAGACAUCUCGAGAUCUCCCAGGCCCUUAACUGCAGUCGCCUGCUCUCCACCCAGCUGGAAUUGCCAGAGGCCGAUGAGGACGUUUGCCUGUCCAGCUCACUGCUCUUCGAAAGAGGCAUCCAUCUCCCUUGGGCUUGUGUGUGCAUGCAUGUGUGCGUGUGUGUGCACGUGCGCGCGCGCGUGUGUGUGUGCACGUGUGCGCGUGUGCACAUGCACAGGGCUGUAAGCGAUGAAGCACCCGGGCUUUGGAGGUCUAAACUAGCCAGCUUCUCCUUCUGGAUCUGCUGGCCUAAUUCCCAGCUGCAGCUGCCACCCUGGGUUCCCUCCCCGAGGCGAUCUCCCUGCAGAUUUGGCAGCCUGGAAAGGAGGGGCUGAGGGAAGGAGAGAGCAGCAGAGAGGACUCUGGCUCUAAUCUGAUGUAGAUGAUCCCGCAGGCUUCUCAGCUCAGCUGCCCUCUGUCAUCAGCUCUCCCGGCGAUUUUCUUUGUGCACUGCACUCUCCCCUACUGCCUUUGUCUCCUUAAGAAAGUGCCCAGAAAGUUAAACCCAGGCACACAAACACAUGUACAAUCCACCUCCCACCGGGAAAAAUAAAUCAGAGAGCAAGAACAGGCAGACGAGUAAGAGCACGCACGGAAGGGAGAGGGCUCAGCUCGGUCCUGGAAGAGAGCAACACAGGCAGAGGGAGGCUGGGGUUGGUGGUGACCCGGACUGAGGUCUUCUAGUCCCCAAGGAGCCUCCUUCAUGGACCCAGGGAUCACAAGAGGGGCUGCCUCAACUUAGGAUGGGCAACUGUGUCAAGUCGCCACUGAGACAUCUCUCCAGGAAGAUGCACCAAGAGGAAAUGAGCAACUACAUGGCGGUGCAGACCAGCGAGGAGGGGCUGGUGGCCAGCGGUGAGCUCCCCGGACCACUCCUGAUGCUGGCCCAGAAUUGCGCCGUCAUGCACAACCUGCUCGGCCCAGCCUGUAUCUUUCUUCGCAAGGGCUUCGCUGAGAACAGGCAGCCUGAUAGAUCACUGCGGCCGGAAGAGAUCGAAGAGCUCCGAGAGGCCUUCAGAGAAUUCGACAAGGACAAGGAUGGCUACAUCAACUGCCGGGACCUGGGCAACUGCAUGCGCACCAUGGGCUACAUGCCCACCGAGAUGGAGCUCAUCGAGCUGUCCCAGCAAAUCAACAUGAACUUGGGUGGCCAUGUGGAUUUUGAUGACUUCGUGGAGCUAAUGGGGCCGAAACUCCUGGCAGAGACAGCGGAUAUGAUUGGCGUGAAGGAGCUGCGAGAUGCCUUUCGAGAGUUUGACACCAAUGGCGACGGGGAGAUAAGCACCAGUGAGUUGCGGGAGGCCAUGAGGAAGCUCCUGGGCCAUCAGGUGGGACACCGAGACAUAGAGGAGAUUAUUCGAGACGUGGACCUCAACGGGGAUGGACGAGUGGACUUCGAAGAGUUUGUCCGGAUGAUGUCCCGCUGAGGCUCAAGGGCCCCACCAGGACUGCCAAGCACCCCAGGUCGGGAGGGGAGAAGAGCCGGAGAGGCAGCCGCCCCGAGCCCAGGAGGUACUGGCGGAUGGGGCCUGCCUGCACCCGGGGGAGGUGCCCCCGGACCCCCACCCCUCCGCACUGUGAAAGACACGCAACUCCUGCAACUGGAAAACGGGGCGCCCACCAACGAGGAGGCCGCAGUGCCAAGCCGGCAGAGGUCGUGCCAGGCGCCAAGUGCCACGUACUCAGCCGCUGCUGGCUGGGUGGGCCAGGGAGCCCGGCAGCAGACCCCACACAGCAUGUCUGCCCCAGGGCAAAGCCUGUCGCUGCCCUCCUUAGCUCUGUGCCCCAGCCCUGUGAUCUCAGAACCAAUAAAAAUAUUUCCAAGAGAAUGACAGCUGGGGUGGUCUUGGCUUCU
Fukomys damarensis (Damara mole-rat) is the source of this 3175-nucleotide messenger RNA. It is a transcript of the gene Cabp1, whose product is annotated as calcium binding protein 1. Lineage: Eukaryota; Metazoa; Chordata; Mammalia; Rodentia; Bathyergidae. The record is from RefSeq and is a predicted model, not a curated record. Gene Ontology annotation, molecular function: calcium ion binding. The transcript is spliced from 7 exons. Bases 2064 to 2747 code for a protein of 227 amino acids.